AUGUACAAAGUAACAUCCUGUUUAAGAAUCCGCUAUGCAGGUAUCAUGGGACAGUCCUGCUGUUCACCUGGUUUGGCCAGAUUUCAUGUGGGAAGGGGUGCAGUAUGUCAGAAAUCAUCUAUCAAAUACCGUCCCACAGACCUCCCAGAGAUGCCACCAUGCAAUUUCAAGCCAGUGGCGUACAAGGGAAUGUCAAAAGAGAGGAUGAUGGAGAUCCGCAGGCAGAACUGCAACCCCAUGACCAUGAAGAUUACCUACUUUAAGAGACCAGUAUUCAUCCACCAGGGACACAUGCAGUGGCUGUGGGAUGUGGAUGGGAAGCGAUAUCUGGAUCUGUUUGCCGGUGUUGCUACUGUCAGUGUGGGCCACUGCCACCCGAAGGUAACAGCAGCUGCAGAGCAGCAGCUGAAGAGACUGUGGCAUACUACUAACAUCUACGUCUACCCGCCUCUCCAUGAGUACUGUGAGAAACUAGCUUCCUACUUACCAGAUCCUCUCAAGGUGAUAUAUCUGACCAACAGCGGCUCAGAGGCCAAUGACCUGGCCAUGUUGAUGGCUCGACUCCACACAGGCAACUUUGAUAUCAUCACUUUUAGAGGAUCAUACCACGGUGGCAGCCCACAGACCAUGGGUCUUACCUCCAACUCAUCAUAUAAAUAUCCCCUUGCCACUGGUUCAGGCUGCUCAAAUACCAUGUGUCCUGAUGUGUUCAGAGGCCCGUGGGGAGGAAGCCACUGCAGGGACUCUCCUGUGCAGACCACCAGAGAGUGUAGCUGUUCCCAUGGUCAUUGCAUGGCAAAUGAACAAUACAUUGGACAGCUUAAAGAGACGUUUGCUACUAGUGUCCCCGGUCGAAUUGCUGCUUUCUUCGCAGAGCCUAUUCAGGGAAUGGGAGGAGCUGUGCAGUACCCUAAGAACUACCUCAAGGAGGCCUAUAAAGUUGUGAGAGAGAGAGGAGGGAUCUGCAUUGCUGAUGAGGUGCAAACUGGAUUUGGGCGAACAGGAAGCCACUUCUGGGGUUUCCAAGGGCAUGAUGUCAUUCCUGAUAUGGUUACAAUGGCGAAGGGCAUUGGUAAUGGGUUCCCAAUGGGAGCUGUUGUUACAACGCCAGAAAUUGCAGCUUCCUUUGUUAAGGCCUUUCACUUCAACACCUUUGGGGGAAAUCCUGUGGCUUGUGCAGUUGCUUCAUCAGUGCUCGAUACUAUCAAAGAGGACGGCACUCAGCAAAACAGUCUUGAUGUGGGCACCUAUCUGAUGACAGAACUGGCAAAACUCAGAGACAAGUACGAGAUUAUUGGUGAUGUCCGUGGAAAAGGCCUGCAGAUCGGUGUGGAAAUGGUCAAAGACAAGGCCAGCAGAGACCCACUGUCUCCAGAGGCAAUGAGUGAGAUCUUUGAGGACAUAAAGGACAUGGGAGUCCUGAUAGGGAAAGGAGGAUUAUACGGACAGACCUUCCGCAUCCAACCCCCCAUGUGCAUCACAAAGGAGGACGUAGAUUUCUUUCUGGCUGUUUUCAACAAGGCCAUUCACAGCUACAUGGAUAGAAAGUAAGGUCAGUGGCUGCCAAGGACCAGACCCUUGGACCCACUCACGUGGGAAAGGUGUAACGUGUUUUCUUUUAUAAUCUUGAAAAUGUUAUUCAUUUUGCUCUGUUGUAGAAAACCUUUGGUUCCUUUUGUAAAAGGGAACUUUUACCACUUAAUUGUGAUCUGGAUGUUGUGAUUACCAACACAC
Messenger RNA from Toxotes jaculatrix (banded archerfish), 1734 nucleotides. Its product is annotated as alanine--glyoxylate aminotransferase 2, mitochondrial-like. The transcript is spliced from 14 exons. The coding region runs from base 1 to 1551 and encodes 516 amino acids. Lineage: Eukaryota; Metazoa; Chordata; Actinopteri; Toxotidae. Gene Ontology annotation, biological process: glyoxylate catabolic process. Gene Ontology annotation, molecular function: L-alanine:glyoxylate transaminase activity; pyridoxal phosphate binding. The record is from RefSeq and is a predicted model, not a curated record. Gene Ontology annotation, cellular component: mitochondrion.